Messenger RNA from Penicillium olsonii, 648 nucleotides. Lineage: Eukaryota; Fungi; Ascomycota; Eurotiomycetes; Eurotiales; Aspergillaceae. The record is from the annotation of a GenBank genome assembly.
AUGGCCGAGACACAACCAGAACAGACAAAUAGCCAAUAUAAAGGCACUGCGCAGAUGUUCCAAAACUUCCCCACAGCCACCGGGUCCAAACCCAACGACGAUGACUCGAAGGCCCCAUUGCCCAAAGGUGUGGUUUUAGACAAGGAUGGCAAGCCGUGUCGAACCUGUACCUCCGUCGCCUCAUGGCGCGCAUUGACAAAGCAAGCGGACAUGAAAAGCUCGGCCAGCACAAGCACCACAACCUCAACGCCCGCACUCGCAGCCGCCGCAACACCCUCACCAAGCGAGCUUCCCUCCGACUGUCCGCCGGACGUCGAACAACUCGGCCGCUCAACCUGGACACUCCUGCACUCGAUGGCGGCUACAUACCCGGAAAAAGCCAGCACGGAGCACCAGAACAACAUGCAGGGAUUCCUGAAGUUUUUCUCGAAGUUGUACCCGUGCUGGGUGUGUGCGGAUGAUUUCCAGACGUGGAUGGCGCAUCCGAGUGGGCGGAACCAGCCGAAGUUGGGGAGUCGGAAGGAGUUUGGAUGGUGGAUGUGCGAGGCGCAUAACGAGGUGAAUCGGAAAUUGGGCAAGAAGGAGUUCGAUUGUCGGUUUUGGGAGGAGAGGUGGCGCAGUGGGUGGAAGGAUGGCCGUUGCGAUUGA